Fusarium falciforme is the source of this 615-nucleotide messenger RNA. RefSeq lists its product as hypothetical. The record is from RefSeq and is a predicted model, not a curated record. The coding region runs from base 1 to 615 and encodes 204 amino acids. The transcript has 2 exons. Lineage: Eukaryota; Fungi; Ascomycota; Sordariomycetes; Hypocreales; Nectriaceae.
AUGUCUCUUACGCGCGACACGUUCAUCUACCGAGGCGCCCUUGUCAUCGGGUUCCUCCCCUCCUUCUUCGGCUUGAACGCACUCCUCAGGCCAGAAGCCUCCUUGAAGUCCGUCGAGUUCCCAGUCCCCGAAGAUCCCGAGUUACGGAAGCUCGUCUUCGGUCUCAUGCGCAUCUAUGGCAUCCGCAACGUCGUCGUCAGCUUCGCCUUUACGCUGAUCUGGUUGACUGGGAAUAAGAGACUGGUCGGCCUGGGCUUGGUCGGUGCGCUGUCCAUGGCUAUUACUGACGGGCUGGUCAGCAAAUCAGUGACGGGGGGUGGCGAGUGGAAUCAUUGGAGUUUUGUGCCAGUCAUUGGAGGUCCCCGAGGACAGCCCCCAAGCAACAACAGAAUGGGUCAAUACCCCGAGGCCGUCCCAAUUCCAUUCGUCUAUUCACUCCCCAUGGAGCUCACCGAUGACAAGGUUAAGUUCAAGCAGGGCCUUGCUAAGAUCUACGGUGACAUCCGUUUCACCGCCGAGGAGAAAAACGGCAGCUAUAUUGUCAAGUCGAGAAGUCCUGGCCCAAGGAAUCUAAUACGACAGCUACAAGAGAUGGGUGUUAUAAGGAAGGAAUAG